Aethina tumida (small hive beetle) is the source of this 1637-nucleotide messenger RNA. RefSeq names its product solute carrier family 35 member G1. Gene Ontology annotation, cellular component: membrane. Lineage: Eukaryota; Metazoa; Arthropoda; Insecta; Coleoptera; Nitidulidae. The record is from RefSeq and is a predicted model, not a curated record. The transcript has 2 exons. The coding region runs from base 297 to 1331 and encodes 344 amino acids.
UUUGAAUCCAAUUUUCAUAGGGAAAUUGGAAUAAAUCUGCAAGGAAUUGAACUGCAUACAAAUCUGUGUUGCGUCCUUAACCUAAAAGUGCUAGCUGUCAAAUUGCAACUGCACGUCAAAUCCGCAAAAUGCUCCCGAGACGAAUAAAUCGGAGAAAAUAAAACCCCCGAAAAUGUCCCCUUAUAACGAUCACCAUAAACGGCAGUAUUAAUCAAAAGAAAAAGAGAAUAAAUACCAAAGAAAGUAUCUGAGACUGAGCGGCGAAUGAAAAAAAUUGUUUUAGGACAAUUUUCCCGAUGAAAAUGCCAGAAAAUUUGGAAAUCCAACAACUGGUCGAGGACGAAUACGAGGACGAUACGAAAAUUCAUCGACCUAACUCAAAAAAUUGCAAAUGUCCGUAUUUAGGUCUGAUCUUGGCCACGCUAAGUUCUCUGUUUUUCUCUCUGUGCAGCGUGAUCGUGAAAUGGAUGACGGACGUGAAUCCGAUGGCUCUGGCCGCCUACAGGUACCUGGGGGUGCUGCUGCCUGCCAUUCCCAUCGUCAUAUACCGACAGGAGACGGUUUUUCCGAACGGCAAACGCAUAAUGCUGUUGCUGAGAUCGUUCACGGGAACCGCAGCCCUGAUGCUUAGUUUCUAUGCGUUCAGACACAUGCCGUUGGCGGACGCGAGUGUCAUCGUCUUUUCCGUGCCCGUUUUCACCGGCAUCUUCGCCCGCGUCUUCCUGAAAGAGUCCUGCGGCCUGUUCAGCGUGUUUUCCGUCAUUCUGACGUUGAUCGGGGUGGUGUUGAUCACCAGGCCGCCCGUGAUAUUCGGCAACACGAUAAACUCGUUGGGCGACACCGGACAACGGCCGGAGAUUUGGGGCGCAGUGGCCGCGUUCAGCGCCACCUUGUUCGGGGCGAACGCAUACGUGUUGCUGCGUGCCUUGAAAGGCAUCCACUUCUCGGUGAUCAUGACCAAUUUCGGCACGUUCGCCCUGAUCAUGUGCCUGAUCAUCACCUAUUCGAUCGGGGGCCUUUGUCUGCCCGCGUGCGGCCUCGACCGCUAUUUGAUCGUCGCCUUGGCCAUCUUCAGCUUUCUGGGACAGAUCCUGCUGACGGUGGCGCUGAAAAUUGAACAGGCCGGCCCGGUGGCGAUCGCCCGCAGUACCGACAUCGUUUUUGCCUUUUUCUGGCAGGUUUUCUUCUUCGACGAGAUACCGAACAAGUAUUCCAUCGGAGGGGCCAUCUUGGUCAUGUCCUCGGUCGUCCUGACCGGACUCAGGAAGUGGAUUUUGGCUCUGCCUCCGGACGCGCAGCUGAGGAAGAACCUCAGCAUCCUGGCUAAAUAACCGAUCAAAUUGUUUCUAGUCGUUCUUUUAGUUGUUCACUUGUUUGUUUGUUUGUUUGUUUGUUUUCGUUUGUUUUCGUUUGUUUGUUUACCAAAGAAAGAAAUAAUCGUGUCUGUGUAUGUUGCCUUAUGUAAUCGAUAAGUACCAAAGUGAUUGCUUGAAUCGUCGUCGCUUGUAGAUUUUUUAUAAGUGGACCAACACAUAUUGUAAUUUCCUUUCGUUGUUGUGUUGUUGUUGUUGUUGUUGUUAAGUUGUUGAUGAUCAGUAAAAGAAGUAAAAUCAUUAAAGUUACCUAUUCUAAAAGAG